Molecule: messenger RNA, 4253 nt
Organism: Tachysurus vachellii
Lineage: Eukaryota; Metazoa; Chordata; Actinopteri; Siluriformes; Bagridae
Gene: brinp2
Product: bone morphogenetic protein/retinoic acid inducible neural-specific 2
Exons: 8
Coding region: 583-2904 (773 amino acids)
Biological process (GO): negative regulation of mitotic cell cycle; positive regulation of neuron differentiation
Source: RefSeq, a predicted model, not a curated record
UGGACUGUAGGCUGUAUAUAUAAGGUUUUAUACAGAGUGUUGGAUUGACGCACGGGAAGCACUGAGGCUUUUCCUCAGUAGGAGGCAGCUCUAAGGUGGAUAACGCUCGCGCACCGAGGAGAGCCAUGCUCCCAGUGGAUUUAUUCUUUUUUCCACCUUGUGGUCUCGUGCGGAUCUGUGUUUUGCCCCCGCGCGUGCGAUCUUUGCGCUGCCUGCACACUUCAAAGGAAAACUUUAAAGAUCUAAAGUAAGCCGCUGUAACUGCACGUGAGCUUAUCGGCGUGUCGUGAUUGCGCAAUACGCGUCGCACAGCUUGUCAUGAUCAUGACCGGAUUACCUUUUCUGCAGCUGACCUUUUUCCCCAGCCCGUAGAGGAUGCUGAUGCUGAUGCUGAUGCUGAUGAGGAGGUGCUGAAAAGGACAGCGUCCAUCCCGUUAAACUAGCCUACUUAAUCCAGGAGUGGGGCAAGAUCUCUUCCUGUCAUUCCAAGCUGAAGGAAAAGGCACAGAGCAGAGACAGGAGUGCAGUUUGGGUCAGGCGGGAUUGGCAGAAGAAUGCUGGUCCCAGGCGUCUGGGGGCAGGAUGGCGUCGUGUUGGCAGAGCAGUCUGGGUGUUAGAUGGUUCCUCUUGAUGCUCGUGUGGCGCUGGGCACCUCUGGGUGCUCUGAGCUGGCUCCUGGCCUCAGCUGAGCGCCCUGAGCCUUUAUCUUUCUCCUCUCUGCCUGGCAAGGCAAGUGUGGCUCAGCUCGACUGGCUCCUGUCUGACAAGGGUCCUUUCCACCGGUGCCCGGAGUAUACUGAAUUCAAGGAGCGCUUUCAACAGGGCUUCUCAACACGAUACAAGAUCUACAGGGAAUUCAGUCACUGGAAAGUGAACAGGUUGGCUACAGAGAAGAGAGAUUUCUUCAAGGGUCCACUGGCUCUGUCUCCUGAAUUCCUACGCAACCUCAGGCUACUUGGAAGGAGGCCGACACUCCAGCAGAUCCAUGAAAACCUUAUCAAGAAAUACGGCACGCACUUCUUAGUAUCAGCCACGCUCGGGGGCGAGGAGUCUCUCACCAUCUUCCUGGACAAACAGAAGCUCAGCAAGAAGUCUGAGGUUAACGGCAACAGCUCGACUGUGUCUCUGGAAAUCCUGCACCAGCUGGCUGCAUCGUAUUUCACUGAUAGAGAGAGCACCCUCAGGAGGCUCCACCACCUACAGAUCGCCACCUCUGCCAUUAAGGUAACAGAGACCAGAACAGGGCCUCUGGGAUGCAGUAACUACGACAGCCUGGAUUCUGUCAGCUCAGUGCUGGUGCACAGCCCGGAGAAUAAAAUCCAUCUGAAAGGUUUACAGGAUGUUCUCCCCGACUUCCUGCGCAACCGUUUCGUGGAAGCAGCACUCAGCUAUGUGGCAUGCAAUUCCGAGGGCGAGCUCUUGUGCCGCAACAAUGACUGCUGGUGUCGAUGUUCUGCCAAGUUUCCUGAUUGCAACUGCCCCUUCUUGGAUAUCAGAGCCAUGGAAGAGAGUCUUCGGAAAAGCAGGGAGGCCUGGAUCACCUUGAAUAAUGAGUUUAUUGAGUCAGAUGAGUUUAAGACCUUUCUGAAGAAGCUGCCCACUGAUCACUUUUUGAAUACUUCAGCUAUCCUGAAGUUCUGGAGUUUGGACACAGCCUUGCAGAGGCGCCAUGCUCAGCUGGAGACCAGCACAAAAGUAAUCUUUGGCAAAGCUAACAAAAUUGUGCGGAAACUCUUUACCCUCAGCAAGCGCUGUCCCAAACAGCCAAAGAUCAACCUGCCCAAAGAAAGGACAUUGGGUUUCUGGUUGAACAGAGUUCAGUCUCUGUUGUACUGCAACGAGCAUGGAGUUCUUGGAUCUUUCUCAGAGGAAGUGCAUUACUGCUUGUGUCCUGCAGAACAGGGUAACAUUUGCCAGGGUACAGUUCCUUGUCAGGUGGGCGAUAGUACACUGUGUUCCUUGUGUGCCCCGGACAAUGUAACCCGCUGUGGCACAUGCAUGCCUGGAAGCUUCCUGCAGCUGGGUACAUGCCGGCCAGCCGUGGCCAUCUCACUAGACCAUUAUGUGAACUUUGACCUGGACAUGGUAGAUGCAGAAGUACACCACCUGCUGCAGCGUCUGGAUGGUCGCCUGGAGGUGCGUGCAAUCUACAUUAGCAACGAUGUGCGCUUGGGUAGCUGGUUUAACCCAGCUUGGCGUAAGCGUAUGCUGCUUACACUCAAGAGCAACAAGAACAAGUCCAACCUGGUGCACAUGCUCAUGGGAAUCUCUUUCCAGAUCUGCACCACACAAAACAGCACGUUGGAGCCUGUGCCUGCCAUCUACGUGAACCCAUUUGGGGGAAGCCAUUCAGAGAGCUGGUUCAUGCCCGUCAAGCAGAAUGACUUCCCUGACUGGCAGCGAACUAAACUAGACACGCCACUGCCAUGUUACAAUUGGACGCUGGCGAUGGGCACUAAAUGGAAGUCCUUCUUCGAGACAGUUCAUGUCUACUUGCGCAGCCGUAUCCUCACAGAUGACCCAGGUGUCAACGAGACCCUUUUCUAUGAGCCGUUGGAAAUGGACUCUGCUAACCUGGGGUACAUGAAGAUCAACAGUCUGAGGGUGUUCGGUUAUAGCAUGCACUUCGAUUCCGAUAGUGUCAAGGAGCUGAUCUCACAGUUGGACUACCCAUACACACAGGGAACACAGGACGCUGCAUUUCUGGCACUUAUGGAGAUCCGUGACCGUGUAAAUCGACUCACGCCACCUGCCGAACGCCCGCUCGACCUCUUCUCUUGCCUGCUUCGCCACCGGCUCAAGCUCUCAGCCAGUGAGGUGGCACGUGUCCGCGACUCGCUUCACAGCUUCAGUGCCAAGUUGCCCAGUUCCUCUAAACCUGAACUCGCCCAGCUGUGCAGCUAGCUCAUACAAUUCUCUCCUGCCUGGGAGUGUGUGUGUGUGUGUGUAUGUGUGUGUGUGUGAAUUUCCAAUAAGAAAGAGGGAGAAUUCAGCCAGCUGUGCAGCUACAGUAGAUCACAUGAUUCUCUCCUGCAAUUUCCUCUACUAUUUUAUCUGACUUCUGAAAUCUUGUAUUGAAAAGUUGUAUAUACUGUAUUUAACGCAGGACUGCGAUGCCCUUAUGAAAUGGAAUCUUUGUAUUCAGAAAUGUGGCUGACUGAAAUAUCAAGGCAUGAAUGGUAAGUUUGUUUCUACAUCUUUUUUGAUCUUGGAUAAUAUUCUACAGCCUGUGUGUGUGUGUGUGUGUGUGUGUGUGUGUGUGUGUGUGUGUGUGUGUAUAUAUGUGUGUGUGCGUGUGAAUAUGAAAGAUAAAGAGAGAAAAAGAACUCGGCCAGCACUGCAGCUAGCUCGUUUGAUUCUCUCUUGCUUAGGCGUGUUUGUGUUCGUCAGAAUGUGAAUGAGAAAGGCAGGGCAGAGCGGUACACAGAUUAUUUUGAAAAUGAGUGACCGUGUUCUUGCGGAUUUAGUUUUUUAAGCCUGCCACAUCCGAGCAGCAAAACUGAACCAACUGUAAGUUGUGACUGACACGCGAAUAGCAUCUCGUACAUCUGAAUGUUAACACAGACUUAAUCAAGUUGUGCUUUUGAGUGAAGCUUGAAGAGACAGAACUGCAUCCUGGCCUUUUCUGUGGAACGAUGUAAAAACAUGACAUGUCUGCUCUUUUUCUAUGUGUUCGGAGAUGUUCAUUUGGUUACUCUAUUUGAAAAAGGGCAUAGCUGAUGAAGAUUACAUUCAUAUAAAUUUAAUGGUGAAAUUUGGUUAUACAGUAAUAGCUUAAAGACACAGGUUUACUUUACUUUUCUAUUUUUAUCUGAUGUCCUAAAUCCUGUAUUGAGAGAUGUUUCUCUGUAUUUAUUACUGGAUUGAGAUGCUCUUAACAGAUUCUUCAUAUUGAGAGAUAUGACAAAAAAAAAAGGAAAAAAAAAAAGAUUAACAUCAUGGCAAACUGUCUUAUUUAAAUGUUUCAGUCUUUCAGAUGUUGAUCUUAUUAUAACAUUACAUUGUGGGCAGCUUUGUAAAUAUCGCUCUGUCAUUAAUACUCAUUCAGGAUGUGAAAGCUGCACAUUGCUCUAUUAAAUAUAAAUGGCUCAUCACUCUUAUGAAUUGAAUGAAUUUGUAAUUUCUGGUUUUUUUUUUUGGAACAGGCAAAGACCAAAAACAUUUCUUACUCAACAAAAACACGUAUCUGUUGCCUUAUGAAGUGGAGUUUGUGUUCGGAUAUUAAAGCACACUUGGUCAGCUGUGUCGUUAUC